Amaranthus tricolor (Joseph's coat) is the source of this 988-nucleotide messenger RNA. RefSeq lists its product as uncharacterized. Bases 19 to 882 code for a protein of 287 amino acids. The record is from RefSeq and is a predicted model, not a curated record. NCBI's taxonomy places the organism in Eukaryota, Viridiplantae, Streptophyta, Magnoliopsida, Caryophyllales, Amaranthaceae. The transcript has 3 exons.
ACUUCAAUAUUAUCAAUCAUGUCUUCAUUUUUGAAAAAAGCCACAAAAAAAGUUACUAAAGUGGCAAAAUCAUUGGGAGGUUCCAGUUCGUCCAAAAGAAAGGCCACUUCUACUCCGUCGGUAUCAACAACACCCUCCAUUAGUAAUUAUAAUUAUGAACAUAAUUAUCCGGAAGGGUACGACCCGGAGCUACAUAAUUAUGCAGAAGAAAUGGAAAGAGAAAUACUAAUUGAUGAAGAAGAAGAACAAGAAGAGGAACCAACGACCCCAAUUGGGAUAAAUAUAUCUCGACAGUCAUCAACAAGAUCACAUGAAGAACAAGGAGAACAACAACAACAAAGACAAGCUCGUGGUAAACGAGUCAAUUUUCAAACUAUCGAUGAAGAUGAACCAGUAAGACAACCUUUUCCGGCAAUGCCACCUCCUAGUGGUAGAGCUGUUUCACAUGUGUGGUCGUAUUUCACAAAAGAACCAACCGAGAAUCCAGAUAUUUUCUUAUGCACUUGUCAAAUUUGUGAAAGUCAAGGAGUAAAGCCCUUAGUUUCAUACAGUUUCACCAGAGGUGGUGGAACGGGAUCUUUUAACAAACAUUUGGCAAAGAAGCAUGGAAUCACAAAAGAAACUCAUGCAGCAAGCGGCAGCGGGACCACAAGUGGAAGCCGACAGACACAAUGGGACAUUCCCAACACAGGUAUGCCUUUUAGAUAUAAUCGUAAUGACAUGAUUGAUGAAUUUUCUAGGUAUGUAAUUUGUGAUGAAUUGCCUUUUAACCACGGUGAAAGUAGGGCAUACGAGCGUCUCACUAGACAACAAUUGCAACCACAAUAUAGAGCAAUCCCUAGGAGCACUCUUAAAAGACGCACAAUUAAAUUAUACGAAUGAAUGCGCUAUGAAUUAGUUGAAAUGUUUAAAUCGUUUAAUGGUAGGGUUAGCAUAACAACUGACAUUUGGUCUGCUCCCCCACAUUUAGAACCUUAUAAUUGUGUAA